UAGCUAGACAUUCCGAUUAAAGGUGCAUGGAAUCCAAACAAAUAAGUACUGGAAAGAAGUGGAAAAACCUGUUUCUCUAGAAAAAAUAGGAGAGAUUGAGGGCAAAUGGAUAGCUAACACAAGAUGUGUUGGACAGGUCAUCAGAAAGGGAGUGAGAGAAAGACCACUAAAGCUUGACUUGACAUUGUGAUAAACUCUCCUAGAUGAGAGAUAAGGGCUGUGGUGGAAAGAAAUGGUGGGGGAGAAUGGGGGAUGGCGUGCAGCUGAAGAGGGUGGGGUUGAGACAGCACUGAAGGUGUGACUUAGGCCAACACAAAGCCACACGACAUCCGUGGAGCCUGACAAACCACAGAGUGUGGGCGGGAGGAGCAGAUUAACCCUGGACUAAACAGACUGACACAACAGGGGAGCAUGUAUGAAAUGUGUUGGUUUGUAUGACAAAAACGCCAAAGGAUUAUUUAUCACUGGAUUUUCAAGGUCUCCUUCUCAGACUCUGAGGCGCACACACACACAGAGGAUGUCGUCAGUGUCAGACUACCUCUGUAAUUCAGGAGAAACCAUCUGUGAGAUUCGUGUGUAUCAGCAGGAAGUGAUCAUCGUGCCCACCCUCCUAUUGGGGAGUUUCCUGGUCAUACUGGUUUUCAUCAUUCUUCUGAAGUUCUGCCCUGAGAAGGUGGACCGCCUCCGACCUCAGAACAACGUGACCCCGUCCCGACCACAGCGCCUCAGAAGACAGCUGCAUGGCAUUGAUGCUCCCCCGGGUAUCAACCCCAUGGAACAUGAGAGUAUCGCUCUCGACAUCCCGUCCUCCUACUCUACCUUCGCCCCCUCUCAGUCCUUCCCCAAUACUCCUGCUUACUCCAUGGGUGCCACCUCUCUCCCCAUCACACCUACGGUCCAGCCACGGGAGCUUCCUCGCCAGCGGCUGCCAGAGACCUUCAACCUGGUGGCGCCGCUGCCCAGAGACUUCUCCCUGCGCUCUGACCAGGCCGUCUCACUUUACAGGGCCCGCAUGGAGAACCGGAACGCUGUGCUCCGGGUCCUCAACGACUCUGCAAGUGCCACGGAGAGGCACAACUUCCUUGGUUUCGCUUCCUUCCUGUCCCAGCUAGGGCCACACCCCUUUUUGCCAGAGCUCCUGGGAGUUGUCUCUCUGCGUGCGCCCCUUGUUACCGUUAUCGAGGAGCUGGAGAACCGAGACCUGCUGGGCUUCCUGUGGCGGUGCAGACAGGAUGGUGUUGGCAGUGACCCUCCAUGCCAGAUCACAGAGAGACGGAUCUUCACAAUGGCCCAACAAGUGGCCUCUGCUCUGGAGUUCCUCCACAGACGAGACCUUAUCCAUGGCAACAUCUGUGCUCACAGUGUAUUAGUCAGUAAGGACCUGACAGCAAAGCUGUGGGGUCUGGGCAGUGUCUACACCAGGAAGACCCAGGGAGCCGCUCAGAACGAAUUCACCAGCCUCAAGAAGUGGCAGGCCCCUGAGCUAUUGGCUAGGAGACCUGCUAGUCAGAGCAGUGAUGUCUGGUCGUUUGGCAUCCUGUUGUAUGAAAUGACAACCUUGGGUGACGCUCCGUUUUCCGAUAUCUCUGUCAAUGAGCUUCUGCAGUUUCACCAGAGAGGGAAAACACUGAGAAAGCCAACCAACUGCUCCAAUUCACUGUACUCCAUCAUGAAGAGCUGCUGCCAAUGGAAGGAACAGGAUCGCACCACAUUGGCCGAGGUCGACCGCAAGCUCCAAUCAGGAGCGAAGAGUGCCAGUGACAAAGUCCUGAAGGUGCCUGAACCAAUUAGCAUCAACCAAUACCUGCAGGAAGCAGGAUAUGGGGAGUCCACCAACUACACUGUUUUCUGAGUGAUGGCUGUGACAUAAUGAAAUGCACUAUGCUGAGGGAUGAUGGAUGUUUAUAUACAGAACCAGUCAGAGGUUUGGACACACCUACUCAUUCAAGGGGAUUUCUUUAGUUUUACUAUUUUCCACAUUGUAGAAUAAUAGUGAAGACGUCAAAACAAUCAAAUAAUACACAUGGAACUAUGUAGCAAGCCAAAAAGUGUAAAACAGAUCAAAAUAAAUGUAUAUUUUAGAUUCUUCAAAGUAGCCAUUUGCCUUGAUGACAGCAUUGCACACUCUUGGCACACUUGGCUGCUACAUGACUCCACAAGUUAUUUAAUCGUUUUGAUGUCUUCGCUAUUAUUCUACAAUGUGGAAAAUAAUGAAACUAAAUACCCAUAAAUGAGUAGGUGUGUCCUUUUGACUGGUAAUGUAUGUAUUGCUACAUAGAAUGUCUCCGUUUAACUUUUUUCAGUCUAAUCAUUGCUUUCACUUCCCUGUCAUGCCUUUGAAAAGGGGUGGUUUAGGUCAGGAAAAGGGAGGAAUUUCUGUAUUAAAAUGCAGCCAUUGUCUUUGUACCAGAGACUUAAGAGGAGUGGAUUUCAAUAGAUACAAUAGUUAGGCUGACCUCCAUCUUGUUGAUUGUUUAUGUACUUAUGAAGGUUUUCCAAAUGUGUUACAGUUUACAAGAGUCAUAAUAUAUGAUUAUACUUAUUUUUCAUAAUUUGAAGGACUGAAAGAGCACAAGGCUUCAUCAGAGAUUUAUAGGAUGUGUAGUUUGUGGCUUGUUACAGUGUCUCAAGCAUGGCCAGAAGUCCUCUUUUAUUGACCAUGUGAGCUGACUGGGGAAGACUUGUUGAGCCCCUAGUUGUUCGGGUGAUGUGAUCAGAAUUACCUCCUGACAGUACAGAAGGUUACUGCUUAAAGUAUGGGCUAUAUUUAAGUUAGUUCACUGGUAAAUGUUGUACUAUGAAUUAGCAAAAACUGAGCAAUUGUAAAACACUGUGCAUUGUGGAACAGUGUACAAGUAAAACAAAAAUAAAAUUGUAAAACAGA
Molecule: messenger RNA, 2884 nt
Organism: Esox lucius (northern pike)
Lineage: Eukaryota; Metazoa; Chordata; Actinopteri; Esociformes; Esocidae
Gene: styk1b
Product: serine/threonine/tyrosine kinase 1b
Exons: 10
Coding region: 416-1852 (478 amino acids)
Biological process (GO): cell surface receptor protein tyrosine kinase signaling pathway; multicellular organism development; positive regulation of kinase activity
Cellular component (GO): signaling receptor complex
Molecular function (GO): ATP binding; transmembrane receptor protein tyrosine kinase activity
Source: RefSeq, a predicted model, not a curated record